AAUCACAGGUUUCUUACCUUUUCCUAUUCAAAACAUUUUUCUACACUUAAAACUAUAUUUUAUGUUAGAUUGAAGCCUUUGGAAAAUAGGAUCGCAAGAAGGAUCCUGAGGAUAAAGUGGAUUCCCACCGGGAUAACUUUUUCCAAGGAAGACAAGUGCGUCGACGUCAGUCCGUGAUUUAUUAUCCAAAUAUGACGGUUUACAGCCAGCGGUCUUUGAUGGUCCUUGCUUUAUUAGGGAUCCUAUCUGGGAUUAUGUCUCAGCUAUCGGUCAAUCUGAUUUUCCAUCUACAAACACAGCAGAUUGCUGUGAAGGAAUCUCCCCCCACCAUCUCCAUCGUGCCAACUAAUGUUUGGGCAGUGCUGAUGCCAGUGUCUACAGUGCUUUCUGCUAUGUCUCUCACGCUCAAUUUGAGCUCUGUAGUGGUCUGCCUUAUGCACGGCUACUUUACAACCGAGAUAUGCAGAGGAGAAGAUGAUACGGAAAGGUACAUCCAUCAACAUACCUAUACUUAGGAUGUUAUUUGUUGUAGGCUAACAUUUAUCACUGAUGCACCUGUAGUUUAUUUCGUUGAAUAAAUGUGCUUCAAUUAGCCUAUAUUGAAGUUUGAUAUUGAUAUAAAUUAAAAUAAGAAUACUACAUUCUUAUAAAUUCAUAACUUUCAGUGUGUGCAGAGGCUGCUUGACCGAGCCUUAACUCUAAACUCAGUAUGAAUCCUGGACAAACAAAAGCAUUCCCUCAUUAUGCACCCAGUGCACGGCCCCCUACGUUGGCGUAGAAACGUGCCUGUGCGUUUCAGGACUUUUAUUUAGCUUCUGUGCCCUCCAGUGCAAGUAAUGACAAAGCAUUCUGUUUAAAACCAUCAAUUUUGAGCAGAAAAGUAUCCCACAUGAUAAAACAAAUUAUGGACACAAGGCCUAAUUGCAACCUUGAAUGUAUUUAUUUUGGUCUAAAUACAUAAUACGUAAUUUAGCACUUUCCAAAAACAGUAUGAUCAUGUCACUGAUUGCGUUUUCUUCAUUUCCUCCCAUAGAGCAGACUGGUUCCUAUUGGAUAGCCGAGCUGUCCGACAUGUGGCCAUCGGACUAUUUUGCCUUGGGGUUUCAGUAUACUUAGCAGGUAAGACCUACAACAAAUAACAGUAAGGCCUAUUUAAUGACCAGAACAUAUUGUAGACUAAAGGAAUCUGCAUGCAGCUGGUCUUAACGUGUCACCCCAAGCUCCUUGGCAAUAUCAAAAGUAACAAACUGCUACAUACAGCUCUGGAAAAAAUUAAGAGACAACUGCAAAUUUUUCUUAAAUCAGCAUCUCUACAUGUAUGACUUCCAUUUCAGUGUCUGUUGAAUUCCAACACAGGCACACCUCAUUCUACUGAAUUAGGUACUGAUUAGGUGAUCACAUGAACCAAAUCUUAUUUAACGAGGAAAAGUAUAAAAUCCACUGCUGUGGUCAUCACUAUCCUCUUGCAAUAGCACCAGCUGGAUGGCAAAAACAGUGCUAAUAGUACCUCAAAAGUAAUCUUAAUCAAAAAAUAACUAUUGACCAUGCCAAAAGAGUUGAAAAGGAAUGUUGAGUGAGGAAAAGAAGGGUUCAAUUCUGGCUUUGCUGGCAGAGGGAUACUGUGAGCGUCAGGUUGCUUCCAUCCUUAACAUUUUAAAGACAGCGGUUCAUAAGAACAAGGUCAAGCAGCAGACAUUGGGGACAACAAAGCUACAGACCGGCAGAGGGCGAAAACUACUCUCUACUGACCGGGAUGACCGCCAACUCAUUCGAAUGUCACUCAACAACCUUAGGAUGACAUCAAGUGACCUACAAAAAGAAUGGCAAAUGGCAGCUGGGGUGAAGUGCACGGCGAGGACGGUUCGAAACAGGCUCCUAGGGGCAGGGCUGAAGUCGUGCAAAGCUAGAAAAAAGCCCUUCAUCAAUGAGAAGCAAAGAAGAGCCAGGCUGAGGUUUGCAAAAGACCAUUAGGAUUGGGCCGUAGAGGACUGGAGUAAGGUCAUCUUCUCUGAUGAGUCCAAUUUUCAGCUUUGCCCAACACCUGGUCGUCUAAUGGUUAGACGGAGACCUGGAGAGGCCUACAAGCCACAGUGUCUCGAUUUUACAUUUUAGUCAUUUAGCAGACGCUCUUAUCCAGAGCGACUUACAGUUAGUGAGUGCAUACAUUUUUUUUCAUACUGCCCCCCGUGGGAAUCGAACCCACAACCCUGGCAUUGCAAGCGCCAUGCUCUACCAACUGAGCUACCAGUCUCGCACCCACUGUGAAAUUUGGUGGAGGAUCGGUGAUGAUCUGGGGGUGCUUCAGCAAUGCUGGAAUCGGGCAGAUUGUCCUGGAAGAAAACUUGCUUCCUUUUGCUCUGACAUUGUUCCCUAACUCUAAGAAUUGGUUUUUCCAGCAGGACAAUGCGCCAUGCCACACAGCCAGGUCAAUCAAGGUGUGGAUGGAGGACUACCAGAUCAAGACACUGUCAUGGCCAGCCCAAUCUCCAGACCUGAACCCCAUUGAAAACUUCUGGAAUGUGAUCAAGAGGAAGAUGGAUGGUCACAAGCCAUCAAACAAAGCCGAGCUGCUUGAAUUUUUGUGCCAGGAGUGGCAUAAAGUCACCCAACAUCAAUGUGAAAGACUGGUGGAGAGCAUGCCAAGAUGCAUGAAAGCUGUGAUUGAAAAUCAGGGUUAUUCCACCAAAUAUUGAUUUCUGAACUCUUCCUUAGUUUAAACAUUAGUAUUGUGUUGUUUAAAAAUGAACAUGAACUUAUUUUCUUUGCAUUAUUCGAGGUCUGACAACACUGCAUAUUUUUUGUUAUUUUGACCAGUUGUCAUUUUCUGCAAAUAAAUGCUCUAAAUGACAAUAUUUUUUUGGGGAAAUUGGGAGAAAUGUUGUCAGUAGUUUAUAGAAUAAAACAAACAUGUUAAUUUCACCCAAACACAUACCUAUAAAUAGUAAAACCAGAGAAACGCAUAUUUUUGCAGUGGUCUCUUAAUUUUUUCCAGAGCUGUAUUUGGUAGCGUUAUGAACACAGUAGUCACCCCACAUAACUCUAUUCCACAUCAAGUAACUCAAACAAGCAGAAAAAUCAGAUUUUAAAAAAUUGACAAAAAUACACCUUAUGGAACAGUGAGGACUGUGAAGGGUCACACACACAGGUACACCUGGAUUGUGUGUUGUAGUAGAGUAGUGGACAGAGGGCACACAAUUAAUAUAUUGUGAAAUGUGUUGUAAGAUUUAUUUUAAUGUUUAAAAAUUAUAUUAUAAUGUAUAUUACUGCAUUGAUUUUUGCUGGACCCCAGGAAGAGUAGCUGUUGCCUUUGCAACAGCUAAUGGGGAUCCAUAAUAAAUACAAAUUAACCUCACGUGCAAGCACUUAAUUUAGCUAAAGCAGAUACAUUUAUCAGACAUUAUAUAAGUUUAGACCAACUGCUAAACAAUUAACAGCUUGUACCAAAUAGUUGUGUGACCCUAGAAAGGACAACUUCAUUUAGAUUCCUACAGAUAUAUUCCAGUUAAUUUGCAGCAGAGGCAAAAGUCACUACUUUCAGAGUCCCUCCAAUUGAUUGAUACACAAGGCCCAGAACAAUGGCGUCUUUGACUGACGUGCAUUACUGAAAUGUCUUAAUGCAGGUCCUGGCAAAGCAAAGCUGCUGGCUUUCCAUUCCAUUGAGUCCCUUGUUGGCGGUUGGGGCUGUGGGGGCAGUGCACCAUUGUGAUGGUAGGGUGAAUGACCUCCUGACCCUACAGCUCCCUUUCAGAGGGAACUGAGCCAGAGCCUCACUGCAAUGCCACAAUGUCAUCAUCAUAUCCCAGAGCUGUGUUUCUCUCCUCCCUCCUUCAGCACUCUUGGGUCUGUGGUUCUUCUCCUGCUGAGAGAUGUCCAAUAUAGUAAAAGACACAAAAACACAACCAUGGCAAUGCACUACAUUAGAGUUAUUCACCCCAGGGAGAAAAAGGGAUCUGAAAAGUGAUCUUUCUUACAGUGUAUAGACUAAUCUUUCUGUACCUGUCACUGUGUCCAUCUCCCUCUCUUCUUCUGUUUGUCUGUCACUCUCUGUCCCUCUCUCUCUGCUGCAGCUAUGUCCAUCUACAUGCUGCUGGUGUUUGAGGUAGAGACAGGCAUCGCCAGCGCAUGCGUCCUGGCCUCAGGAAUCCUGAUUCUGCUAGUGAUCGUGAUUCACUCCCUGGUCAAAGCCGCCCGUACCGCCCAACACUACCGCGGUGGGGAACACACCGACACCCUGUACCAGAACCAGCACAGUGGGAGCACCACUGCCGCCCGCCAACGCGAGCUCCAAGAUGGGGAUAAACCCAGGAGGCACCACAACAACUCCCAACUCCACCGGCAUUUGUCCUACCCUCCUCCCUGCACUGACCCUAAGCAGCAUCACCAGCAUCAGUACUCCCCAUCCCACAGCCCUCAGAGCCACGGCAGUGACAAGGAGGGCUACAGUAGUGGUGGGAGUGGUUCUAGAAUGCACAGAACCCUGUCGACAGAGUCUGGGCUGCUGCAGUCUCCAUCUAAGCCGUGGAAUGGCAUUAACAAUGAGAUGCGGAGCGUGCUGGCCCGCAAGUCAGGAGCCUCCAGUAAAGACUCUACUCUGGUGUGA
This is a messenger RNA of Coregonus sp. 'balchen', 4600 nucleotides long. Lineage: Eukaryota; Metazoa; Chordata; Actinopteri; Salmoniformes; Salmonidae. The record is from the annotation of a GenBank genome assembly.